Molecule: messenger RNA, 966 nt
Organism: Letharia columbiana
Lineage: Eukaryota; Fungi; Ascomycota; Lecanoromycetes; Lecanorales; Parmeliaceae
Exons: 4
Coding region: 1-966 (321 amino acids)
Biological process (GO): protein folding in endoplasmic reticulum
Cellular component (GO): EMC complex
Molecular function (GO): protein binding
Source: RefSeq, a predicted model, not a curated record
AUGUCGCUCAGCUCUCUUCUCCGACAAUCUAAUGCAGAAGCUCUGAGCCUAUCUCAGCAGACGGCUCAGUACCUUCGAAAACACGCAUCUACGGGAAUAUCGACAAUUCAUAUCCCGUUUCUGUCAUAUCCAGAAUCUACAGACGUAUGGCUUAUGUACGAAAAGCUGCUCCUGUCCUGUUUGCGCACAGGAGACGACAAGGCUGCCUUCAAUUGCCUUGAAAAGCUCAUCGAUCGCUUUGGAGCUACCAACGAGCGGGUCAUGGGUCUACGUGGACUAUAUCAAGAGGCGGUAGCGAAGGACGAUGCAGCGUUGGAGAGAGUUCUGCAGGAAUACGACGAAGUCCUCGCUGAAGAUACUGUCAAUACUCCAGUAGCGAAACGUCGGAUCGCACUCCUUCGGAGUCUAUCGAGGACCACCGAGGCCAUUGAUGCUCUGACAGAGCUAUUAGAGUCAUCACCGACCGACAUCGAAGCAUGGACGGAACUCUCCGACCUGUACUUGUCACAAAAUCUGUUUCCUCAAGCGGUCUUUUGCCUCGAGGAAGUUUUGCUAGUGGCGCCCAAUGCUUGGAAUAUACAUGCCCAAUUAGGUGAGGUACUGUACAUUUCCGCAAUGAACGGCAAUGAAAGCUCGGAAGGCAGAAGUCUCGCCGAGGCAGCGCGACGCUUUUGUAGGAGCGUUGAACUCUGUGAUGAUUAUCUUCGAGGAUACUAUGGGCUAAAAUUGACGUCAGACCGAAUGCUUUCCACCAAUCCCAACGACACCAGGUCGACAGGACAGGUGGCGACCGUUGAUAAUGGCGAGCUUCCGGUGCUUCCGACUGCAGUUGUAAGAAGACUGAAUGAGCAGGCCACCUUCAAACUUGCUGAGAUCACCCGGACGAGUAACAGUAGCUGCAAUGUUGCCGACAUAAAUGCUGCCAAAGAUUUGCUGAAUAGGAGCACCCAAAGGAAGCAGCGGUGA